Molecule: messenger RNA, 1812 nt
Organism: Culicoides brevitarsis
Lineage: Eukaryota; Metazoa; Arthropoda; Insecta; Diptera; Ceratopogonidae
Gene: cN-IIIB
Product: 7-methylguanosine phosphate-specific 5'-nucleotidase
Exons: 4
Coding region: 466-1386 (306 amino acids)
Cellular component (GO): cytoplasm
Molecular function (GO): magnesium ion binding; 5'-nucleotidase activity
Source: RefSeq, a predicted model, not a curated record
UAUUAUUGAAAAUUUUUUUAAAAUUAGAAGGUGAUUUUUUCGUCGUCUCUGUGGUUUUAGCAGCCUUUUUUACGGUCCCUCGUCUCACGGAAGUGCGCUUCCCAUUCACACGGACUCCGAGAAACUCAGGAAUUUUGCUCAAAAUUGCCCGCUCCGUCAACUUUUUAUCCUCUCACCGUGUAUAUUUUUCUGUAAAAGGUCAGAGAUUUUUAAACAAAGUGUAGCUAACUGCUGAUGACACACUAAUUCUUGGAACGCGAUACUUAAAACAAGAAAACAAAAGCAAAAAAGUCGCUCAGUUGUCGUUAGACCACAAUAGACGAAGGCACGAAGUCGCGAACGAAGCGCUGUAAUUAAUCCAGAUUAUUGAUUGCGAUAAGAAAAGCUCGCUCAUAAAAUAUCUCGUCACAAGUCGAAGUCACAGUUGAUCGUCUUCUCUCGUUGCGAAACUUACGACUCAGGAAAAUGGUUGGCAAGGUCGAAGCACUAAAUAUAGACAAGCUCGCGUUCAUGAAUCAGAGUCAUGUGCGGAUGAAGGAUCGCAAGAAGGUAGAGGCGAUGCUCAACGAUUUGGUCGACGGAGGCAUCAGGAAGUUGCAAGUCGUGACAGAUUUCGAUUUUACGCUCACGAAACAGCGAAUGGACAAUGGCGAGAAGGUUCUUACGAGUUUCGGGAUGUUUGAGCGAUGCAAGUCGCUGCCGCCGAGUUAUAUCGUGGAGGCGCGAAAAUUGUAUGACAAAUAUCGCCCGAUCGAAAUCGAUCCGCACAUGACCUUGGAACAAAAGUUGCCUUACAUGAUCGAAUGGUGGUCUGCGAGCGGGAAUAUUCUCAAAGGAUUCCGCCUACCUCGAAAGGAAAUCGAAGAAGUAGCGGAGCACUUUAAGAACGCUUUACGAGACGGAACGCACGAAAUGUUCCGCGAAUUGUACAGCCACAAUAUUCCGUGUCUUGUUUUCUCAGCUGGAUUGGGAGAUUCUGUUGUAUCUGUUUUAAAGCACGCCAACGUCUUAUAUCCGAACGUCAAGGUGAUAUCGAACUUUUUAAAGUACAAAGAUGACGAAAUGCUCGAUGGACUCGGCGAACACGAUCGCAUGAUUCACACGUUUAACAAGAACGAAACUGCUUUACCGCCGGAAUAUCACGAACUUGUUCAUGAUAGAGACCACAUUAUUCUCAUGGGCGACAGUUUAGGAGAUGCUACAAUGGCGAACGGUGUGCCUUCCCAAAGUCACAUUCUAAAAAUUGGCUUUUUGUUCGAUCAUCCGGAGCAAAAUCUCCCCGCGUAUCUCGAAAAGUUCGACAUUGUGCUCAUCGAUGACCAAACGAUGGAUGUUGCACGUGCGAUUAUUGAAUUAGUGGAAAAGGGAUCGUCAAGUGCCAACUAAGAACACCCGAGUUGUAGGCCAAUGAACGUUUUUAGCGCUUCCAUGAGAUGUAGAUUGAUGAAUUUUAGUGAUUUCGGCACUUUUUGUUUAGAAAAUUUUUUGAAAAAUUAUUUUUGCAGAGCAAUUCGGACAUGAUCAGUAUAGAAAACGACGUACUUUAAAUACGACGAACACAUUUUUAGCACAAUUUUAUCCGCAGAGAGUAUAUUUUUGUUACUAGAAUAAUAUUUAUAGGUCGAUUUGAAUUUAUUUCAAACUUUUUUAUCCUUUCCCAAGCCCACGUGAUACAAAAAAAAAUUUUUUUUUUGAACCUUGAAUUUUUUUAUUUAAAAAAAUAAUUAAAAAUUAAUUUAUAUUUAAGAAAAAUAUUUAAAAAAUUACUAAAACAUCACAAAAAUUAAAAAUUAAUUUAAAAAUUACUUAAAA